Molecule: messenger RNA, 2230 nt
Organism: Centropristis striata (black sea bass)
Lineage: Eukaryota; Metazoa; Chordata; Actinopteri; Perciformes; Serranidae
Product: copine-9-like
Exons: 22
Coding region: 88-1845 (585 amino acids)
Biological process (GO): cellular response to calcium ion
Cellular component (GO): plasma membrane
Molecular function (GO): calcium-dependent phospholipid binding
Source: RefSeq, a predicted model, not a curated record
CUGUUUCAUCAACUGAUGUCAUUGGCAUCAGUUAUGAUUGAAAUGAAUGAGGGAUGACAUAAUAUUAGCUGAGCGUCGUGAGUCGAGAUGAUGGCAUCAAUAGGGGAAUUCGAUCCUCUCAACACCAGAGUCCCUGCAACUAAAAUAGAAGUUACUGUUUCGUGCCGGAGUCUGCUGGAUGUGGAUACAUUCUCCAAGUCAGAUCCAGUGGUCGUGUUGUAUUUGCAGGCCGUGGGAACCAAAGAAUGGAGGGAGUUUGGCAGGACGGAGGUAAUCGAUAACACUCGAAAUCCAGAUUUCGUCAGGAAGUUCGUCCUGGAUUUCUUCUUCGAAGAAAAACAAAAUCUAAGGUUUGAUGUGUACAAUGUGGACUCCAGAAGCUGCAACAUUUCCAAACAUGACACACACCAACAGCUCUCAUCCCGGAAAGCUUCCCACGUAGUCUUGUUCUUCAUUUUGUCUGUCUACAUUUUAUCACUCGCUCAGGACUUUCUUGGCCAGACUUUCUGUACCCUUGGAGAAAUCAUCGGCUCCACAGGGGGACGGCUGGAGAGGACCCUCUCUGGGAUACCAGGGAAGAAGUGUGGAGUCAUUAUCUUUACUGCAGAGGAGCUCAGUAACUGCAGGGAUAUUGCUACCAUGCAGUUGUGUGCCAACAAGCUGGACAAAAAAGACUUUUUUGGCAAGUCGGACCCCUUCUUGGUUUUCUACCGGAGCAAUGAGGAUGGAACGUUCACCAUCUGCCACAAGACAGAGGUGAUCAAGAACACUCUGAACCCCGUGUGGCAGCCCUUCACCAUCCCUGUUAGAGCUCUCUGCAAUGGGGAUUAUGACAGGACUGUGAAGGUAGACGUCUUUGACUGGGAUCGAGAUGGAAGCCAUGACUUCAUUGGUGAGUUCACCACCAGCUACAGAGAGCUGUCCCGGGGGCAGAACCAGUUCAAUGUCUAUGAGGUUUUAAAUCCCAAGAAGAAAGGAAAAAAGAAGAAAUACAUCAACUCUGGAACCGUAACUCUGCUGUCCUUCAAAGUGGAGUCCGAAUAUACCUUUGUGGAUUUUAUCCGAGGAGGAACACAACUGAACUUCACAGUGGCGAUAGACUUCACAGCAUCCAAUGGGAACCCCUCCCAGCCCACCUCCCUCCACUAUAUGAGCCCCUACCAGAUGAAUGCUUAUGCCAUGGCCCUGAAAGCAGUAGGUGAGAUUAUCCAGGACUACGACAGUGACAAGCUCUUCCCCGCCUAUGGUUUCGGAGCUAAGCUGCCUCCUGACGGUAAAAUCUCCCAUGGCUUCCCACUGAAUGGUGAUGCAGAGAAUCCAAACUGUGUGGGCAUAGAGGGGGUCCUGGAGUCCUAUUUCCAAAGCCUGAGGACGGUGCAGCUGUAUGGUCCUACCAACUUUGCACCUGUCAUCAACAAAGUGGCAAACUGUGCAGCAGAGAUUACAGAUGGUUCUCAGUACUUUGUCCUCCUGAUGAUCACAGAUGGAGUGAUAUCUGACAUGGUCCAGACCAAAGAGGCUGUGGUCAAUGCAGCAUCACUUCCCCUGUCCAUAAUUAUCGUAGGUGUUGGACCUGCUGAGUUUGAUGCUAUGGAGGAGCUGGAUGGAGAUGAGGUGAGAGUGUCCUCCAGAGGACGUCUUGCUGAGAGAGACAUUGUACAGUUUGUUCCAUUCAGAGACUACAUCGACAGAUCUGGCAACCAGGUCCUCAGCAUGGCCCGGCUGGCGAAGGACGUCCUGGCUGAGAUCCCCGACCAGCUGCUGUCUUUUAUGAAGAGCCGAGGGAUCGAACCGCGACCGGCCCUCUCUUCCUCGCCGCUGCCGGCGCUCCACCGGCACAUCUGACCCCGACACAGCUACGUCCACUCGUCUCUGCCUCUCCACCCUGACUCUCUUUCUCACCCCCUCCGCUUAUCUGCUCUCACCUCCCAUAUAUAGUUAUUUGUCAGUUUAAACGGAGCAGAAGGAUGGACCCGUGGCGUGCCCUCUCCCUCUCUUAUCAUCAGUGAAGCCAAACAGGCGAAUCACACCGACGCAGCGGGCGCUCAUCCCUGACUCACCUGCUGUUCUUCAUCUUUUUCUUCUCUAACUCACCCUGUUAUAGCAUUUCCUUUCAUUUCCUGUAUGACGGAGCGGUGAGACAGAGCCGUGACAGUCCCUCGCUCCUCAUUCUUGAAUUUGUCUGUUUAAUUCCCCUCACCAGACAUGUUUUUGCACUAAAAGUUUUUCU